Messenger RNA from Trypanosoma theileri, 3177 nucleotides. RefSeq lists its product as uncharacterized. The transcript has a single exon. The record is from RefSeq and is a predicted model, not a curated record. The coding region runs from base 1 to 3177 and encodes 1058 amino acids. NCBI's taxonomy places the organism in Eukaryota, Euglenozoa, Kinetoplastea, Trypanosomatida, Trypanosomatidae.
AUGACAGUACCUAAAAUAUUACAUCUCCUCGUUCACCGUGUGGCCCGAUAUGAACGUCCAUUCAACACCCAAGAUGCGAUUCUCAUUUUAAAAUCUUUACAUCUUCUCCGUUAUCGCAGUGAUGAGGUGCGAAGUAUUUGUGAGAAAUGUGCCUUUGCCGUUGCCGCCUCUACUCGCAUGACUGUACCAAUUGAACGGGUAGUAGAUAUAUUAAAUGCCUUAUUAUCUCUUCAAGCCGCUUCUUUGCCAAUUGUGCAUGAAAAACUCGCUAGUCGUUUAAUAGAAUUAACGCCACAAACCGCUUCUGUUCGUGUGGCCCAAAAGGCAGCAGUUGUGAUAAUGAAAUUAGGCCGACGAUAUAGUAAAGAAACAACGGCUAAUCAUAUCUUUGAUGAAUUGAAUAAAUGGACUAUUCUUCAUCCAACAGAUAUGGCUUUACGUCUAGCAAUGAUUAGUGUCUUUGCAUAUACAAGUACAGCUAGACAGAAGAAUGUUCUUUUACUCCCAUUUCAACAACAAGUAAAAGAAGAAGGGGAAGUUGGAGAAAUAAGAGAAAAUGAAAAAGUAAAUAUUUCUAUAUUAGGAGAAGAAGAUAUAAAUCGUGUUCGUGGAGUUCUCACAGCGGCGGAGUAUAUUGUGGAUGCACAGAUCUUAUCUACAUUACGUGGAAAUAGUGCUCUUCAAGCCCUUCAUCUCUUACCAUUUCUCAAUAAUCAUUAUUAUCAUAAGAAGAGUAUAAAAGACAAUAAUAAUAAUAACAAUAAUAAUAAUAUAAACCGUGCGGAAGAGAUAUUAACAAAAUUAUAUCAAUCCUUUUAUACAGAAUUACAUAUAGAUACUAUUGUGCCUGGUGGAUAUGCACAAUUUCUUCAUGAUUUCCUUACGGAAUUUCCCCAAAGUGAAUUCUCACAUGGAGUUGUGCGGGUGUUGUCGGUAUUAGAAAAGAAUAACUUUUGUAAAUCCCUCAACUCUUAUGAUGUUGCGAAGAUUGCAAUGGCGGUGAGUCACGCCUUAACGAAAUGGUAUUCACCAUUAUUAUUAUUAUUAUCAUCUCAACAACAAGAAGAAAAAGAAGAAGAAGAAAUAAAGGAGUUAUUAUUAUUAUUAUUGAAAAAAUGUACAUUGUUAAUAAUGGUGUUGAAGAGUUUAGUGGAGCAAAUGGAGUUCUUUUACAAUACAUCAUGGAAAUUUCCACAUGGUCGUGUGGAUCCAAUAGCUGUAGGGGCUGUUUGGCAUUUAACUCAAAAAAUUGUAUCUAUUAUUAUACAAUCUCAACAACAACAACAAAGAGAAGAAAGAGAAGAAAAUAAAAAUAAAAAUACAUUGGAAAAAGAAUUAAAAGAUAUCGUGUCUAAAUGGAUUCAACUCACGCAUCAUAUGAAAGGAUCAUUACCAUCCGUAUGGUCAUGGGUAUUCUAUUCUAUGAGUAUGUGUACACGAACAUUAGUAUAUAAUAUAUUAUUAAAUACAUGUAUGGAAGAUCUUAUUCAAUACUCUUUUCUCUCUCAUAAUAAUAAUAAUAAUAAUAAUAAUAAUAAUAAUAAUAAUAAUAAUAAUAAUAAUAAUAAUAAUAAUAAGGAACUCUCUUUACGUACAUGUGUACAAGGUCUUUAUGCAAUUUCUAUCUUAAUGGUACCAAGUCUAGAGGAAAAAGAAUUUCUUCUUCUCUCUACACGAUCAGAGAUGAAAAGUGAAAUUCAAGAAAAUAUUAAAAAUCGAAUAAUGCGAUGGGAACCUAAACAUCCUCUGGUAUUAAAUCUCUUACAUCGAAUAGAAAAAUUUCGUUUUGGUGAUUACACUGCAGAUGAUGUACCAAUGCUUUUACAAGCUCUUACUAAUUUAAUAGAAGCUACUACUCUAUCUCAACAAGAAGAGAAGGAGGAAUCUUAUUCUAUACAUAUUAUUAUGAAAUUAAUAGAGAGAGUUUUACAUUAUUUAAAGGGAAAUCGUAAUAUGGAUUGGUAUCGUAAACAUGGUAUAACGAUUAUGUGUACAUUACACACUUUAGAAGAAUUUCUUCCCAUUAAUAUUGAUAAUAAUAAUAAUAAUAAUAAUAAUAAUAAUAAUAAUAAUAAUAAUAAUAAUAUUAUUCAGAGACUCUUACGAGAGACAUCUAAACAAUAUUUACAUCGUGUGGAAUGUAUGGAAAUAACAGGGAUAUGUACAGCCUUGUGUAGAUGGAUGGAACAGGCCGUCAAACGUAAACGUAGAGGACUUUUGAUGUGUGAAGACUCUCGUGAGGCUCUUCUCUCUCUCGCCGCUGUGCAAAUCCCACGGGUUUGUAAAGAAAUAAAGAAAAGAAAAAAUGGAAAAGAAAGAAAAAACAUAACAGACAUGUAUCUUUUAUUAAAUACAGUUGAACUUGCGCAUGAACUCGGUGCUACACUCUCCUUCAUGGAAUCCACACAUGAUACGACCAGUAGUCAUACCUCUCAUAAACAAAAUAAUAUUAAUAAUGAUAAUAAUAAUAUUAAUAUUAAUAAUAAUAAUAAUAAUAAUAAUAAUAAUAAUAUUAAUAUUAGUAAUAAUAACUCACGUAUAGUAGUAUAUUUAGAUAUUUCUUCACUUCUGAAUAGUCAUUCACUCACCGGCGUAGAUGCGGCUCAUAUACUGCGGCUGAUGAGUUAUGAAGUCCACAGUAGUGGAAUGCCACGGGCCCAAACGGCACAUAUUGCAGAACUACGAAAAAUUGCUCUUCACAGCCUUACAUCUUCCUCACCAUUUUCAUUAUUAUUAUUAUCAACAACAACAAAAACAACAAUGAGAGGAGGAGAAAAGGAAGAGGAAAAGGAAGAGGAAGAAGAAGAAAAACAAACAAAAAGAAGAGGAGGAGAAAAAGAAAGAAAUAUGGAAGUACAAAUACUAUUACACUUACUUCGUGCGAAUGCCACUUUACCGGCAUCCAAGUCUCUCUUUGAUAUAGAGAGUCUUAACUCUAUCAUGUCUGCUGUAUGUAAACAACUUCAUAAACUCCAUCAAUCCAAUAUAUUAAUAGGAGAUGCCAGUCGAAUAGUACAUGCACUUCUCUCUUCGCAGGUAUUAUUACGAUUAGGGCAUUCACUGCAAAGAUAUGAUGGUCUUUCACUCACAGUACUUGCGGUGUUGGAUGCCAUGGAGGCUAAUCAAACAGAGAAGCCAGAGACUAUCUUUAGACUUCGACUUCUCUCCGGAGCAUAA